GCUCCCAGCACCCCAACUUCCCAACCCCACCACACACCACCACCACAACUUAAACACACUUCACCCCACCACAACAACUGUCUUCAUCCUUCAGCAAAAUAACCCAAAAACACGCCCACAAUGGCCCAAACCACGCCCCGCAAGCGCCAAAACCUCUCCACCAACCAAGCGUCGAUCACAACCUUCUUCAAGCCGGCGCACACCGGGCUGAGCGGCGCCCCGCUGUCCGACACCAUCCAGUCCGGCCUGCUCUCGGUCGGCAUGCGUAUCCGCAAGUCCGUUCCCGAGGGCUACAAGUCCGGCACCUACGCCUUCAAUAAGCACCUCCCGUCGACGGGCAUUCUUACCCCGCCGUCGUCGCAGGAGUCGGUCUCGUCCGUCUCCACCUCCACCUCCACCGGCUCGCCGAGGAAGAAGCGCGCUUUGGAGGCCGACGAGAGAAGGAAGCCAAUGCCCCCCGUCAGCAGCAUCAAUGCCUGGGCCCGCUCCGUCAAGGUCCCGACUGGUCCCGCCGGAAAGAAGAAGGGCUCCUCCAGCUUCUAUCAGGCCGUCGAGCGCAAGGAUAUCAUGUUGAAGGGCGAGGAGGAUUUUGACGAGGCGGAGUUUUUGAAGCCCGUCGAUGAGAUGGAGGAGUAACUAGGCCACUUUUUUCUUUUUCUUUUUCGCGGCUGUGUUUACGGAUUGUUACCACGGCAACGAUGAUGCGAACGGACAAAUUUUCCUUUUCCUUUCUUUCUCUUUUUUUUUGUGUGGAGGGGCAUGGGGGGAUGGAAUAUGAAAGGCUUGAUCAUGUUGACAGGCUGGCUUGUUAUCAUCGAGUUGAUUUACUUCGAGCUGUACUGUAGUUUCUGACGAGUUUGUGUGGUGUUCUGCUUUCUUUUUGUCUUUUUUCGCUACGGUUAUUGGGGUCUUUUGACAAUACCGGUUUUUUUGAGUUUCGCUUUCGCGCAUGGGAAUGUGGAUUUGAGGACAGCUUUUCCUUUGUAUUCGACGAUUUGCGAGUACGUUGGCAUGAUCUGUACUCUAAUCACUGCAAUCCAAAUCCAUACUGGCGCCGUGUG
Molecule: messenger RNA, 1061 nt
Organism: Tricharina praecox
Lineage: Eukaryota; Fungi; Ascomycota; Pezizomycetes; Pezizales; Pyronemataceae
Exons: 1
Coding region: 121-636 (171 amino acids)
Cellular component (GO): cytoplasm; nucleus
Molecular function (GO): ribonucleoside-diphosphate reductase inhibitor activity
Source: RefSeq, a predicted model, not a curated record